AGUCGGCAGACGAUAACAUAAUCAUAACCUGUUUCUAAACUUUGUUCUUUGCUGGAACUAUGUAAUUAUUGUUAAAAUAUAUUGGUGAUUUGUUUAAUUUAAUAAUAUUUACAAGUUCAAUUAACAGUUUUUUGUAAGUUACAGUGAUAAUCUUACAUUAGCAUAUUUGGAACUUGUGCAGUGUGCAGUCUGGAAUUAAAUAUCAGUGUAUUUUUAUGACACUGUUAAGUCAGUAAUUUUGUCAUUCAUUUCAUGCUUAUCAUUUUUUAAAUUAUUCUGAAGAUGCUUUCAAUAAUUUUAAAUACAUUGAAAUUAUCAUCUUUACUUGAAUUCUUCAAAAUAAGGUUGAUUCUCUGAUAGACUUGAUGACACAAUAAAUGAUGAAGCCAGAAGAGAUAACUACUUAUGGCUCCUGGGUGAAAGACAGAGUCCUUGGAGUUGGAGGAUUCGGGGUUGUAACAUUGUGGAGAAAGCAAGAUGAAUACAUCGCUUUGAAAAAGUGUCGCUGGGAGAACGUGUCAUUCGACCAGGUGACCGCCAAACAACGAGAACGAUGGACACUGGAAGUGAGCAUAAUGAAGCGUCUCAGCCAUCCCAACGUAGUGAGCUUCGUGCAAUUGCCCGGCGACUUUGCGUCCAUGAAGUCCGAACUGCCAGUGCUUAGCAUGGAGUACUGCUCGCUCGGUGAUCUCAGACAAGUAAACUUACAAAAUUCACUUGAAAUAUAUUUACCUAACAUUGAUUAGCAGUCCAUUUACAAAAUACUUUU
Nilaparvata lugens (brown planthopper) is the source of this 769-nucleotide messenger RNA. Its product is annotated as inhibitor of nuclear factor kappa-B kinase subunit beta-like. The transcript has 3 exons. Bases 378 to 746 code for a protein of 122 amino acids. Gene Ontology annotation, cellular component: IkappaB kinase complex; cytoplasm. Gene Ontology annotation, molecular function: IkappaB kinase activity; ATP binding. The record is from RefSeq and is a predicted model, not a curated record. Lineage: Eukaryota; Metazoa; Arthropoda; Insecta; Hemiptera; Delphacidae. Gene Ontology annotation, biological process: positive regulation of transcription by RNA polymerase II; peptidyl-serine phosphorylation; tumor necrosis factor-mediated signaling pathway.